AUGCCUGCGAAGAAGAAGCUUAGGUCACCACAACAAAUAUGGGAAUAUAUUUCAUCUAUUUUCGUUGAAUUUGUUGAGAGAAUAUUUUUUUCUAUAGGAGUGUUUGUUGCAAAAUAUCCAUGGAGAACUAUAGCAGCAACGUGGGCCUUUGUCCUCCUGAGCUGUGGAGGAUUAUUCAAUUUUCACAUAGAAAAGAAUCCUAUGAAGUUAUGGGUACCUCCAGAUUCAGAUUUCUUUUAUGAUACCAAUUGGUAUAUCAAUAACUUUGGUACAAAUUUUAGAUUACAAAAAUUGUUAAUUACGGCAGAUAAUGUAUUAGAUCCAAAAGUAAUAAAACUAGUUUAUAAUAUCUCAAAUCAGGUACGCUUACUGGAGGCUCAGUAUAAGAACCAAACAUUUUCUCUGGAUGAUUUGUGUUUUAAAGUUCCUAUUGUUAACUUUGCUAGUACUACCUGGAAGUCUAGAUCUGAGGAUUCCAUAAUAACUAAUAAAAGCAAAUCUUCACAAAAGCAUAAUGUAAUAGAAGAAGACUUGUCUGAUCCAUCCCUUUGGAUCGAUGAUGAUUUUUAUUGUAGUUUUCUUGAAAGUUUUCCAUUAACCUGUCUUCAGUAUAAUAUUUUAGACAUGUGGAAGAGUAAUUUAACUCUAAUCAAUAAUGCAUCAAAUUAUGAUGUAAUAAAAAAAAUUAAUGAAAUGAAAAGUAAUCCUUCUACAGGUCAUCCCUUAGACUUUUCACAGUUGUUAGGAGGAGUAGAACGUGAUGAGACUGGUGAUAUUGUUUCAGCUAAAUCUAUUUUACUUACUUGGUGUAUGUAUGUAAACAUGACAGAAGUCAAUCUUAAUGAAGUAGGAAAUUUAAUUGGAACAGAGGACUGGGUAUCAGUACCACUGGCACUAUGGGAAAUAGAAUAUUUAAAGUAUGUAAAAUCCUUACAUUAUAAUGACAGUAAUUUAAAAUUUUAUUUCGAAGCAGGAAGAAGCUUUGCAGAUACUAGUGGAGAGACAAUGUUUCAGGAAAUGGAUAAAUUAUUAAUUGGCAUAGUAAUGAUGUUUAUCUAUGUAGUUAUUGCUGUGUCUCGUUGUAAUUGGUUGGAGAUCAGAUUAACAUUAGGUAGUGUUGGUCUAUUAAAUGUUGGAAUGGCCUAUAUAACUACAAUAGGGUGGUGUUCCUUGAUGGGUAUACCUUUUGGUCCUGUUCAUUCUUCUUUACCUUUUCUCUUAAUGGGUUUAGGUGUGGAUGAUAUGUUUGUCAUGAAUGCUUGUUGGAAAAUUGUCUUAGAUUCAGCUACCUGCCAAUCUGUUCCCAUGAAAGUGGGACAUAUGCUUAAACAUGCUGGAGUAUCAAUUGUCAUAACAUCUUUCACUGAUAUUGUAGCACUUUUAAUAGGAGCCAUCACAAUUUUACCAUCACUAAAAUCUUUUUGUAUUUAUGCAGCUGUGGGAGUGUUUUUUAUAUUUUGUUAUUCUAUUACAUUUUAUGUAGCAGUUUUUACAUUAGAUGUUAGACGAAUUGAACAAAAACGAAAUGGCCUAUUGCUUUGUUAUAAACAUAAAAACGAUGUUUCGUCAUCAACAGAGAACACAUUUUUUUCAAACCUACUGGCAAGUAUUUAUAGAAAUAUGGUAUUAACUAUUCCAGGAAAGAUGAUUAUUAUAUUAUUCACUGUAGUUAUGGCUAGUUUUAGUGUCGUAUCAGUAUUGAAAUUAGAAGAGAGAUUUGAUCCAAAAUGGUUUAUUCCUGAUGGUACUUAUUAUAGAGAUUAUUUAGAUGUUCACAACUUAUAUUAUGAUGAGGGACAACCUGGAGUCAUUUUCUUAGGUGAAAUAGAUUACAAUAAAGAAUUUUUUAAAAUUUAUGAUAUGAUUCAAGUAUUGAGGAAUGAACCUUAUGUUACUGAACUAAAUACUUGGGUUGAAACUUUUCAUGGAUAUGUUCUCACGAAUUAUGGUCACAAUUUGAGAAACUCAUCAGAAGUAUCUAACGUGCAAUUUAACAAGUAUUUAUCUAGGUUUAUUUUUAGUCCAAUUGGUGGCCGAUUUCAAAUGAACUUUAAAUUUAAGGAAUCUCUGACCUGUGGGCAUGUAUUUAAUAAUAUUACGGCAUCAUUGAUAUCAUUUCGAUUUAAGAGGUUCAAAGGUCCAGAGGAAUAUAUACCAGCUAUGAAUAGAAUAAAACAUAUUGUUAAAUCAACUAAUAUUACAACAGGUAAUGGUUAUCGUAGCGUUUGGUCAAAAGCAUUUGCUAAUUGGGUUACUGACGAAAUUAUAGGUGUCGAAGUUGAAAGAAAUAUUGAACUAGCCCUAUUUUGUGUAAUGGUUUGCACUGUCAUUCUCAUUACGAAUCUUCAGAUGUGUUUGUGGAUAUUCAUUUGUGUUUUAUUAACUAUUGUUAAUGUUUUAGGUUGGAUGCAAAGAUGGGGAAUGACUGUUGAUAUUGUUUGUUGUAUAGGCCUCGAACUAGCAAUAGGUCUUUGUGUAGAUUACGCCGCACAUGUUGGUCAUACCUUUUUAACGAUUUCUGAGGGUUCCCGCAAUGAACGGGCGUUUAAAACCGUAACAUCGAUAGGUACAGCUGUUUUGUUGGGUGGAGGGUCAACCUUGCUUUCUUUGUCUUUAUUAAGUAUGUCAAAGGCCUAUACUUUUCAGUCAUUUUUCAAAAUAUUCUUACUCGUAAUUCUUUUUGGUCUUUUUAAUGGUUUACUGUUUUUGCCAGUAGUUUUGUCUUUAAUCGGCCCAGCACCAUAUAAACCACAUAGAGACGAAAAAGAGUUAACACCGGAGUGUGUAGAAUUGAAUGGAAAGUUUUAUGAAAAAGAAAAACAAGGAGAUGAUGGUUAAACGAAGCAAUAUUUUGUAUUUGUAAUUUAUUCUGCAUUGUAGAGUUUACUUAGUCACUAUAGAUUUUAUUUUUAUCUUAUCAUUAAGUAAAAUUUACAUAAUUAUGUAUGUAUUAAUUUGUAUAAUCAAAAGGGUUAUGAAUUUAGUUUGAACAACAGUAUGGUUUAUUUUAACAGAGUGAUUAUUGUAUUAAUAAAUUUACGUACAUAUGUGUUACCCGA
Messenger RNA from Melitaea cinxia (Glanville fritillary), 3059 nucleotides. RefSeq names its product NPC intracellular cholesterol transporter 1-like. NCBI's taxonomy places the organism in Eukaryota, Metazoa, Arthropoda, Insecta, Lepidoptera, Nymphalidae. The transcript has a single exon. Gene Ontology annotation, cellular component: membrane. The record is from RefSeq and is a predicted model, not a curated record. Bases 1 to 2838 code for a protein of 945 amino acids.